UAGCGGAGGGCAGCACUGCAGCAGACGAUAAGCGCACCGGAGGGGGAAGCCAGACGCCCAGAGUCAGAAGUGCAUAGCUCCGAGAAACCCGAUGGUGGGAAGUGCUGGAGCAGAUCCUCCAAACUUAAAGAAGUACGGCGUUCCUUCCUAUUCAGUCGCAUGGAUCCCACCAAAUGUUAUCAAAUCAGUGGCGAAUCAAACCAUUGGUGAAGCCUCUGACAACACCGACAGCUCCCCGCCUCAGCCACCCGAGCAGUUCGGCGAGCACUGCCUUGCGAUCACUGGUGGUGGUGGUGAAGGCAGCAGCGGCAUCCCCAAUGCUGUGUUGCUUGCACAUUUUGAUGUCGCAUCUAAUUCUCUGUCUGAUCAGCUAGUGGGCAGGCUUGGGACUGAUUCUGAGUUGCCUUAUAGAAUGGCACUUCACCCCGGUGGAGAUGGCCUUAUUUGUGCCAUGCCAAAGAGUUGCAGAUGGUUUGAAUGGAACCAAAACAAGAGUGCUGAAAGUCAUAAGUUAGGUCUGAAGGUUUCUGAUAAAGUACUCAGUGAGUUGGAGGAUGUUGGGCAGCAGUUAGCCCUGGCAUUUGACAAUGAUGGCACUAUGCUAGCUGUUGGUGGGGAGGACGGCAAUCUGAGGGUUUUCAAGUGGCCUAGUAUGGAAAUUAUUCUCAAUGAGACUAAAGCUUAUUCGACAGUAAAAGACUUACAUUUCAGCUCUGACGGUAAACUGCUCGUCUCUCUGGGAAGUGGUGGGCCGUGCAGAGUUUGGGAUGUUUCCUCCUCAAUGGUUCUAACUUCCAUAUCAAGUAAAAAUGGUGAAGUAUUUAGCUCUUGCAGAUUUUCUCAAAUUAAUGAUAGGACCCAGGUCUUGUAUAUUGCUGCCAUGACAGACAAAGGUGGAAGCAUACUGACAUGGGAUGCAAAGACUGGGGCAAGGAUUGGCUCAAAGCAUAUUAUUCGUGAUGCAAUCUCUGCGUUCAAUGUCUCAACUGAUGGAAAGUUAGUUGCAUGUGGAACACCUUCAGGAGACAUUGUGAUUGUAAAUUCGACAAAUAUGCGGAUUCUGUCAAUGAUUAAAAGGGCUCACCUUGGCAUAGUAACUGCGUUAGCUUUCUCUCAUGAUUCAAGGGUGUUGGCUUCUGUAUCUUUUGAUUCAAGUGCAAGGGUUACUGUAAUUGAGGAGAAGCAGAAAAAUGAAGGAUUGAGCUUAUGGAUUGCUGUACUCUUCAUCAUACUUGCAAUAGCAGCUGCCUACUUCCUGAAACUUCAAGACAUUGACAAGUUAAAGUUAUAUUUUCUUCAAAAUUGAUGUGCAAUGUUAGCUAAAAAGUUUUGUAAGUGGUAACAGCAUAAACUUCGAUUGUGGGGGCUGUAGAUGUCUUUUUAAGUUCACAUGUUCAGUGAUGUAUAACAUAACUCCCUUGUUGAUAGGUAAUAAUAUUAUCAGAAUUAUCACUCACAAUUGUUAAAUUCAGUAAGACUAAAUUGUAAUUUCCAUAAGAAUUAAUAAAAAUUUUGAAAAUUUCAGUGAUAAUUUUAA
Molecule: messenger RNA, 1537 nt
Organism: Neltuma alba
Lineage: Eukaryota; Viridiplantae; Streptophyta; Magnoliopsida; Fabales; Fabaceae
Product: SEC12-like protein 2
Exons: 10
Coding region: 92-1306 (404 amino acids)
Biological process (GO): endoplasmic reticulum to Golgi vesicle-mediated transport
Cellular component (GO): endoplasmic reticulum membrane
Molecular function (GO): guanyl-nucleotide exchange factor activity; protein binding
Source: RefSeq, a predicted model, not a curated record